UUCGGACUCUGCAGUGGAGAAAGUGCGCGUCCGUCCACCAGCUCUUUACGCACCGAGCUGUCUGUUGAUGUGAGCAGCAGGAAAGACACUCAACUGGGAAGUCGCGCAUUUGUGGCGGGGUGUGUGAAUCCAAUCAACCAUCAUCCAACAUGAAUAAUGUAUCCAACCGGACCGCUAACCUGUGUGACGGCGAACCUCCGUUCGCUAUCGACAACAUCCGAAAUCAGGACGUAUUUGGCAUUAUUUUGUAUUCAGUCCUCACCUUCAUGGCAACGAUUUCAAUGCUGGUCUUCCUGGAGGAGUGUGUGUACAUUUACAAGAAGGUGCCUGCCAACAAGAAGAGUGCAAUCAUCUGGGUGAACGGGGCAGCUCCGGUGAUCAGCACCAUGUCCUGCAUAGGGAUGUGGAUCCCCAGAGCCGUGAUGAUUACAGAUCUGACUUCGGGCACCUAUUUCGCCAUCGUGGUGUUUAAGUUCCUGAUUAUGAUGUUGGAGGAGAUUGGAGGGGACGAGGCCUUCCUGAAGCGGUACAGCAAACACAAACUGAAGAUCAGCACUGGGCCUUGCUGCUGUUGCUGCCUCUGUCUCCCACACGUGGCCAUCACACGACGCACUGUCUUUCUGCUGAAGCUUGGAUCCUUCCAGUUUGCCCUUCUGAAGCUUAUCUUCACCCUCCUUUCCAUCUUCCUGUGGACCAACGGAAAUUACAACCCGCAAGAUAUGAGAAUUACCGGAGCAGCGAUAUGGAUCAACCCAUUUGUUGGCAUCUUGACGGUCACUGCUCUGUGGCCCGUCACCAUCACUUUCAUGCACCUGAGGAUCACCUUGCGAACGCUCAAGAUCGUCCCCAAGUACGCCAUGUAUCAGCUGGUGCUGAUCCUGAGCCAGCUGCAGACGGCCAUCAUCAACAUCUUGGCCAUGAACAGAGUCAUCGCCUGCUCUCCGCCUUUUUCGUCUCCCGCCAGAGGAUACAUGCUGAGUCAGCAGCUCCUCAUCCUGGAGAUGUUCAUCAUCACUCUGGUGACCCGGCUGCUGUACCGACGACAGUACGACCCUCUCCCAGAAGAAGAACCGGGCGACAACGAAAACACCAAGUUGACGACAUUAGCGGUUUCUGCGUGAGGCCUGGAUGAAUGUGUGUGUCUGAGAGUCUCUACGUGUUGGUUUGAUGAGGAAAUUAUGUAAAGCCGCAUUGAUCAAUAAAUAUGAAAUCGAUGUAAAUGAACUUGGAGGUUGUGCAGCUGGCUGACUGGAACACUCAGGUCAUUUUUUUUUUUUUUUUUAGCAAUAUUCACCUUCAGACUGAGGAAAGCUCAGUUGGAAAGCUCAUCUUUGUAACCUCUUGGACAUAAACACUAUUGAUGCUGAUAUAGCUGAGGCAACUUUGUACGGGUGCUGUGAAUAAUUGUCCUUCGUCCUCUGAUGGCACCUUAUUGAAAUUUUUGGCACCUUUUUAAAUGUAAAAAUCUUUAGUUUUUAGUCUCCAAACUAUGUGAGGCUUUUAUACAGUUCUUUUUUUUUUUAAUAGUCCUUUCAAAGUUCAGGUUAACUGUUCAGGUUUUAUUCUCAGGCAUGCUUUCUAAGGAUGCUGAGUGUAAAGUUAAAUCAGUAAGUUCAAGCUGGCCAGUCCUUGAGACUGUGAAGCCCAAAUUAACACCUCCACCACUGUGCAUCACAGCAGAAUGAGUAGCUCAUCAAGGAGCGUGUCAUUGGUCUGUACUUUUCGCUGCUAUUAUUGUUUUCAGAUUCUUAUUUUGACUUUGGAUCAGGUUAAGACUACACUUCUGAGAAAACUAUUAUCUCUGACAAUAUGUUCACUGUUUAACUUUAUAUUUGCCCUGCUGUUCUUUUCCAUCAUCGACUGUCUGCCCCGUUUUCCCCUCUCAGCUGCAGUUGGUCAGAUGACAUAUCAAUGUUUCAAAGAGAAUCAAAUAGGGUUUUUUUAUUAAUCUUUAUUUCAUUGCUAUUAUGAGUAUAUAGUACAUUAUGCCUGUAUUGAAUUUGUGCCUUUGUGGUUAUAAAUGUUGGGAUCUUUACCUUACAGAGAUUUAAAUAUCCCUCCAUUUUCCCUUGAAGUGCGCUCCUUGUAACAUGUGGAACAGCUUUAUCGUACGAAUGAUGAAACAAAGUGGAAGUCGGAAGCCAAAUAUAUGUUGGAGGAGAACAUUUUGGAGUUGUUAACCAAUGCCACUGUUGAUAAAAUUGCUCGUAUUUUUAAGCAGGAUUUUGUUUCCUCGUUUGUGUGCUGCUUUUAGUUCUGAGUGGAAACAAAAGGAAACAAAACUUGGUGUCUCUCAGGUUCAUUUGCCUUUCAGUUUUUUAACAAACAACUCUAAAUUAGGGAAACCGAAAAAAAAAAAAAAAAAAAAAAAAAAGAAAAGCCAUAUAAAAUAUAUCAAGCAAAAUUGGUUACCUAAAGGAUGUAGAGGGGAAUUCAGUUUAGCUGCAUUGAAUGUGAAACAUACUUUUCAUGUAUUUUUUUUGUUUUGUUUUAUUUGUUUUUACAUUUGUUAUUAAAUGUUUCCACUUCAACUUCAUGUGCAGGUUGUUUUGAUAUCUUUGACAUUUAAUUUGAGAAUUGCAAAAAAGAAUUUACAGAAAUAAAUGCAUUAAUGGUCUCCAAAACCUGCUUGAACUCUGUGUGGAAUUAAACCCAUUUCCCUCAGUCUGUUUUUUAUUUGAACUACAAAUAAAACAACUUGACCAUU
This is a messenger RNA of Poecilia latipinna (sailfin molly), 2707 nucleotides long. It is a transcript of the gene slc51a, whose product is annotated as solute carrier family 51 member A. The transcript is spliced from 8 exons. The record is from RefSeq and is a predicted model, not a curated record. NCBI's taxonomy places the organism in Eukaryota, Metazoa, Chordata, Actinopteri, Cyprinodontiformes, Poeciliidae. The coding region runs from base 150 to 1121 and encodes 323 amino acids.